CAUCAAGUAUUCGACUAUCGCACUUACUCUCCGGAUUCCUUCCGAUCUAAAUUCACGGCUCCAAUGUACGCCACUCUGCAACAAUAUUUUUGUAACGAUACUAAGCAGUCUUCCUUACAGGCACAUAUUGGUCUACGGUUAUGCGCUCUUCGCGAGUUAUUUGAAGAAACCGGAUUGCUACUUAUCGAGGAUGGCUCAAGAGCAAACGAUGCAUCAGCUGCAGGCAUUGUCUUGAGUCCAUCUGAAACUACCAAGUGGCAUAGUCGGUUACGCCUCGAUCCUGCGGCUUUUCUGCUCCUCUAUGCAUCCAUCGGAUGUCGCCCACCACUGCUCUCGUUAAAAGAAUGGUCUAACUGGAUGCCACCGGAUGAGUAUUCUCCCCGAUUUGAUACAAUGUUCUUUUUCGUACAUCUACACUCGUUCGAAUCGUGUGCCACCCAUACGAAUCCGAUUUUGAAACUGACGGAUGAAGCUUAUGAGUUGUACGCGGACGAACCAUUGUCUUUUCUGCCCAUUUCUCUACACCGAUUUAUCCCUCCUCAGGCAUACGAACUUGGACGCUUGUCCCAGUUUCCACAUUUGAACCAACUGGCUACUUUUGCUGCACAACGUGCCACCCUAGGCUGUCGUUGCUGGAGACCCAUCACUGCUGAAAUUACUAUCGCGGGCACAAAAUGCAAGCUUUUCUUACUGCCUGGUGACCAACGGUACACAGAUGUAUGUGUUGCGCAUGGUCCACUGACAUUCUGCCUCAGUGAUUUGGCACUGGAUACUCAGCGUAACCGUUUCGUUAUUAAUCCGGAUUGCGACGACUUCUGGUUGGAUUCCACCACCAGUGAAUUGGGUCAUGUGCCUCCAAUAACCCGACAAGUGUACUUCAGCCUUUGUGAGGCCACAUGAAUUCACUUCUUACUUUACUAUUUACUGUCUAACUUAUCUGUAUCUAAUCUAGAAUAAAGGCUUUAUAUCUGUGA
This is a messenger RNA of Dicrocoelium dendriticum, 974 nucleotides long. NCBI's taxonomy places the organism in Eukaryota, Metazoa, Platyhelminthes, Trematoda, Plagiorchiida, Dicrocoeliidae. The record is from the annotation of a GenBank genome assembly.